AGUGUGACCCGGUGUUGUCCCCUUCUCCCUCUCCCUCUCCCUUACGUAACGUAAUUAAGGUUAUGAUAGCGAUGCAUCAGUGACUCCAACCCGACUCCUUCUUCACCGCCUUUUCCCUUUCAGCUUUUGGGGGCCAUGACUGAUAGCCCCACCCUACCAUCCUCUUGCGCUUUUCAAUUUUUAAUUAAUAGUAAGUAGUAAUACAUCGCUCCCUCUUUCUACUUUCUUCUAUUCAUCUAUCAAUCCCAUCUCAAAUUCCCUCAACACCCAAUCCAAUUUCUUCUUCUUCCUCUUCCUCUUCCUCUUCUUCUCCUUCUCCUUCUCUUCUCUUCAGUUCUUCUUCUUCCACUAGAAUAUUUAAAAGAAAAAAAAAAGCCAAGAGGAAAUGGGAUUAUGUAGCCAUCUGAACGAUAUCUCUUCAGAUUCGAUCCCUAUACUUGUGUUGGCAAUUGUGGCAAACUGCGUAGGCUAUCUGCGAUCCUUGCUUCUUGGGUUCCUCCAAUCGGUGGGUUUCUCGAGAUUGAAUACGGUGGAUGAAGUCGCCGGCGAUGGACAUUUCGGUCCUGUGGGCUCCGGCUUGGCUGGGCUAAUUGUAUUGGCCGAGCAGCUCAACGUAAACAGGGUCUUCUCUUACUCUGAGCAUGGGGAGGAAGAAACCGCCGGCGCCGGUGUUGGUGGCUGUGGAAAUGGUGGAUUUGAUUUUGUGGAUUGCGUGGUGUGCUUGUGUAGGUUCACGAAUGGGGAGCAGGUGACGAGGUUGGGUUGCCGUCAUCUGUUCCAUAAGGCGUGUUUGGAUGGUUGGUUCGAUCAAUUCAACUGGAACUGCCCUCUCUGUCGCUUCCCUUUUGUCUCCGAAGAUCCUGUGGCCGCCACAGACUGUCGCCGGUGAUAUCAUCAGUUAGUUUACCGUAGGUGCGAUAGUGUAUUCUAUUUUUUUUUUCCCAGAGAGAGAGAGGGUGAGAUUGACGGCGGUAUGGUUGCUGGGAUUUUUCACUUUUUCUUCUUCUCUGUUUCCAUCGGUUUCUCUUUUGCCCUUUUUCAAGGACCCACUUAAAUUCUUGUUUUUCAUUUAAGUAAAAUAAAUAAGACAAGGUUUCACUUGUUUUUUUUUU
Macadamia integrifolia is the source of this 1112-nucleotide messenger RNA. Its product is annotated as E3 ubiquitin-protein ligase RHA2A-like. NCBI's taxonomy places the organism in Eukaryota, Viridiplantae, Streptophyta, Magnoliopsida, Proteales, Proteaceae. The record is from RefSeq and is a predicted model, not a curated record. Gene Ontology annotation, biological process: protein ubiquitination. Gene Ontology annotation, molecular function: ubiquitin protein ligase activity. The transcript has a single exon. The coding region runs from base 386 to 889 and encodes 167 amino acids.